AUGAGCUCGAGUGGCGGCGACAGCGUCUUCCCUGUCCCCAAGCCACCACAGUCCGGCGUAAAAGCUGCUCUGCAAUACACAGGGAUACCCCCUUCAUGGCUUGACAAGCGGCCCUCACUACCUUCGCGCAACUGGCUCAUCUUCCUCGGUGUCACCUCCUCCGUCAUAGGCUACUACAUCUACGACAGGCAGCAAAGCAAGCAGAUCCGUCAGCAGUACGUGGACAAGGUCAAGCACUUUGCACAUGUGCCGCUACAUAGCCUCGAUUAUCCCCGCAAGGUCACUGUCUAUGGCUCCAAAUGGCCCGGAGACGAGGACCAUGACCGGAGCAUGAAAUACUUUCGGAAGUACGUCAAGCCCAUUCUCGUAGCGGCUGCAGUGGACUAUGAGAUGAUUGGCGGUAAACGUCACGGCGAUCUUGCGAGACGAAUUGCAGAGGAAAUCCGGUCGCAGCGCAGAAUUGCACUCGGGCUGGAUAACCCACCACAAAUGCCUGUGAUCCUCCCCAAUUCGUCGCCAGAGGACAGGCGGCGGCGUGCAUUGGAGGGCGGCAUCAUUAUCGUCGGCCGACCAACGCUCAAAGAGUUCAUGGCUGGUCUUAAACAAGGCUGGAGUAAUAGCCUGGACGUGGUAGACAGGGAAGAACAGCUCUCCAAGGAACUCGAGAACGAUGGUAGGUUCGACGAGCCAGAACCUGAACCAAGUGCGGACGGUUCGGACGUGGACGGCGAGCCUAUCCCAACCGCGUCACGACUCCCUUCAUCCAUACCCGUCUCCCCAUUCACUCCACUACAGUUCCGUGGGCCCGCCCCACCACCACCCUCUGACCAAAUUCCUUCGUCUAUGAACAGCCCGCCUACCCAGAUACCCCCACAACCUCCAAUUCUUUUCGUCCCCUUCCUAAAUUUAAUUGGUUUCACGCAGAUCCCACGCAUGAUAUGGGACUUCUUCAAUGAGCGCCAUAAAGUCCGCGCUGGAGCCGAAGGCGCCUACUGGCUCGUCAUGAACCAGACACGUCCGUUCACUGCCCCACCUCCAGAGGACCUCCGACAAAAUGCCUUCGCGGAUGCCGACCCCACAACAUCCUCAGGCCAGCCCGAUCUCUCUGAAAUCACUCCUUCUGAUCUCGACUUUGACCGAGGUAUUGAAGCCUACUACAAACAGUCUCUCAUUAAAUUGUUCGCGUCGGACAUCGAGAAGGUGCGCGCGGAAUACUACUCCGCGCUUCCUGCGAAGCUGGAGACUGCACGUGCCCUUGCGCGGGGCGCCCGCGAACCAACGAAGGAGGAGCGGAACUAUCCGCCACCAACCGAGGUGGAAUUGCGUGCAGAGAGGAUGAAGAAGGAGUUGCGGUGGCGGGGAGACGAGCAGGGUUGGGAUAUCAUCAAACCAGAGAAGGAUGCAGAAUGGGAUGAGAGGUUCAGGAAUGUGCUGAAGGUAUUCGUAGCGCCUUCGUCCGAUGCGGACGACACGAUAGAGAGGAGCACGCCAUCAUGA
Messenger RNA from Sparassis crispa, 1497 nucleotides. RefSeq names its product Mitochondrial import inner membrane translocase subunit TIM54. The record is from RefSeq and is a predicted model, not a curated record. Lineage: Eukaryota; Fungi; Basidiomycota; Agaricomycetes; Polyporales; Sparassidaceae. Gene Ontology annotation, cellular component: cytoplasm; membrane; intracellular membrane-bounded organelle. The transcript has 2 exons. Gene Ontology annotation, biological process: sphingosine biosynthetic process. Bases 1 to 1497 code for a protein of 498 amino acids.